Molecule: messenger RNA, 2218 nt
Organism: Durio zibethinus
Lineage: Eukaryota; Viridiplantae; Streptophyta; Magnoliopsida; Malvales; Malvaceae
Source: RefSeq, a predicted model, not a curated record
AUGAGCUCUACCCAGCAACGAAUGCCACAGAAUAGCCUUAGGGGCUCAGUCAUUUAUUUCUUCAUAACCAUGGUUUUACUUUACAUUCUAUACUCAAAUCUCCUGUUGAGUAAUGACCGCAAAGAUUGUCCGGAUAUAACCAAUCUCUCUACAAAAAUUGAAGCACCCAUUAACCAUUCCUCCAGCAGCUCUUCACAAGGUAAAAAAUUAGGAGAGCAAAGGCAAGUAAAGCUCGUUGAAGCAGCCCCAGGGAAUUACCAUCGAUAUGACACUGAACUGAAACACAUUGCUUUUGGGAUAGCAGCUGCUUCGAAUUUGUGGGAGAUCAGAAAAGAGUACAUAAAAGCAUGGUGGAGGCCAAAAGAGACUAGAGGGGUAGUUUGGGUGGAUAAGAAAGUCAGGACCAGGAUGAAUGAAGAGCUGCCUGAGAUUCGGGUUUCUCAGGACACUUCAAAGUUCAAGUACAUAAAUAAGCAAGGGUCUAGAUCGGCAUUGAGGAUUUCAAGGGUGGUUUCGGAAACACUUAAGCUUGGAAUGAAGGAUGUUAGGUGGUUUGUAAUGGGGGAUGAUGAUACAGUUUUUAUUGUUGAAAAUGUGGUAAGGGUGCUAUCUAAAUAUGAUCAUACACAGUUUUAUUAUGUUGGGAGUGCAUCAGAGAGUCAUAUUCAGAAUAUAUUCUUUUCAUAUGCUAUGGCAUUUGGAGGGGCUGGGUUUGCAAUAAGCUAUCCAUUGGCAAAAGAAUUGGCAAAGAUGCAGGACAAUUGCAUCCAGCGAUAUCCAGCAUUAUAUGGCAGUGAUGACAGGAUUCAGGCUUGCAUGGCUGAGCUAGGAGUGCCCCUCACCAGGGAACUUGGCUUCCAUCAGUAUGAUGUGUAUGGAGAACUAUUAGGCCUCCUGGGAGCCCAUCCAGUGACUCCAUUGGUAUCACUUCACCACAUAGAUGUAGUGGAACCUAUAUUCCCUCACAUGAAACGAGCCAAAGCCCUUGCACACCUGCUUGGAGCUGCCAAAGAGGACUCAGCAAGUUUGAUGCAACAAUCCAUCUGCUAUGAUUCAACACGAUACUGGUCAAUCAUAGUCUCUUGGGGAUAUGUUGUUCAAAUAUUGAGGGGAGUGAUGUCUCCCAGAGAGCUUGAGAUGCCGACUAGAACCUUUCUUAAUUGGUACAAGAGAGCUGAUUACACUGCUUAUGCAUUCAACACGAGGCCUGUUGAAAGGCACCCUUGCCAAAAGCCCUUCGUUUUCUAUAUGAACAAGGUGAAGUAUGAUCGUGCUAGGAAGCAAACAAUUGGCGUGUACUAUCGUCAUAAAACACGCAGUCGCUAUUGCCGUUGGAGAAUGGCCUCACCCGAGAAACUCGAUUCUGUUGUAGUCCUGAAGAAGCGGGAUGAUCUUCGAUGGCAGAAGUCACCAAGGAGGGAUUGUUGCAGAGUUCUUCGGACGGAUAAAAAUAAUACAAUGGUUUUAUCUGUCGGAAAUUGCAGAGACGGCGAGUUUAGUGAAUUACAGCUGAAAAAGGCAUCAUCAUAGGUCAUUUUUUAAUGAUUUUUAUCUCCUUUUUUACCAUGGUCCAAGGCAUACAGCAUGCAGCAUACAGGGCACUUCAGACUCUACCUACAAUACUGAGAGAAAAAGAAGCAAUGAUUCUUCAAUUACUCUUACUCCAGGCUAUAUGUACUUCAGUUCCACUCCCUGUGAUAUUCUGUGCGACUGAGGCAAUUGGUGAUGUAGCAGAUGCCAGGAAUGGAUGGCUACAUCAAUCUGAGAAUUAGUAAGAGGCAAUUGCAUAUCAACAGGAUGUGUGGCCACAAUUCUGCUAUCUUAUUCUCCACAUUCACUGCUUUUAAACCAAAAAGGAGGUGCAGAGUUUAAAAAUUAAAAAAAAAAAAAAAAAACCCUGAAUAAGAACUCUGAAAGAUAAUAAAUAUUGGAAUUUAAUGUUUGAGAUACUACUGUAAUUGCCUUUUUUUUUUUUUUUUAUCACAGCUUUCUUGAGAGUCAAACAAGGAGGCAUAACUUCAUAAGCUAUUAGACUAUUAUGAGAAUCAAAUAAAAAAUACUCUUGCUUUCAAGGAAUUCCAUGAAAAUUUAAUGUAGGAAAGAACGAGGAAAAAACAAAAGAAACCCACAUGCAAAAAGAACUAACCAAAAAGAAUUAUCAUUUGAAGCGAUUUAAUUAUUUUCUUUCCUUUCUAAACCAUUUUCUUGAGAUCCAAAC